Messenger RNA from Mandrillus leucophaeus (drill), 4192 nucleotides. RefSeq names its product BTB (POZ) domain containing 11 (gene ABTB3). The record is from RefSeq and is a predicted model, not a curated record. Gene Ontology annotation, molecular function: protein binding. The transcript is spliced from 17 exons. Lineage: Eukaryota; Metazoa; Chordata; Mammalia; Primates; Cercopithecidae. Bases 160 to 2265 code for a protein of 701 amino acids.
CUGGAGCACACUGUCAACAACGACUCGGAGAUCUGGGGUCUCCUGCAGCCCUACCAGCACCUCAUCUGCGGGAAGAACGCCAGCGGGGUGCUGUGCCUACCAGACAGCCUGAAUCUUCACAGAGACCCACAGCGGUCAAACAAGCCGGGAGAACUGCCCAUGUUCAGCCAGUCGGAGCUGAGGACCAUCGAGCAGUCCUUGCUGGCCACGCGCGUAGGCAGCAUCGCAGAACUGAGUGACCUGGUGUCCCGUGCAAUGCAUCACCUGCAGCCCCUCAAUGCCAAGCACCACGGCAAUGGCACCCCCCUGCACCACAAGCAGGGGGCGCUGUACUGGGAGCCAGAGGCCCUGUACACCCUUUGCUAUUUCAUGCACUGCCCGCAAAUGGAAUGGGAAAACCCCAAUGUGGAGCCUUCCAAAGUCAACCUCCAGGUGGAAAGGCCCUUCCUCGUGCUGCCGCCGCUGAUGGAGUGGAUCCGGGUGGCCGUGGCGCACGCCGGCCACCGCCGCAGCUUCUCCAUGGACAGCGACGACGUCCGCCAGGCGGCCCGGCUGCUGCUGCCCGGUGUGGACUGCGAACCGCGCCAGCUCAGGGCUGACGACUGCUUUUGUGCAUCUCGGAAGCUGGAUGCAGUGGCCAUCGAAGCCAAGUUUAAGCAGGACCUGGGUUUCCGGAUGCUGAACUGUGGACGAACAGACUUGGUGAAGCAGGCGGUGUCUCUGCUGGGACCUGAUGGGAUCAAUACCAUGAGUGAACAGGGCAUGACUCCCCUGAUGUAUGCCUGCGUCCGUGGGGACGAGGCGAUGGUUCAGAUGCUGCUGGAUGCCGGAGCUGACCUGAAUGUGGAGGUUGUCAGUACUCCUCAUAAAUAUCCAUCCGUCCACCCCGAGACCCGCCAUUGGACGGCUCUGACUUUUGCUGUGUUGCAUGGACAUAUUCCUGUAGUUCAGCUCCUUCUGGAUGCUGGGGCCAAGGUGGAAGGCUCGGUGGAGCACGGCGAGGAGAACUACUCGGAAACGCCCCUCCAGCUGGCAGCUGCUGUAGGAAAUUUUGAGCUGGUUAGUUUGCUGUUGGAGCGUGGUGCCGAUCCCCUGAUAGGAACCAUGUACAGGAAUGGAAUUUCUACAACCCCCCAGGGUGAUAUGAACUCUUUCAGCCAGGCUGCAGCCCACGGACACAGGAAUGUGUUCCGCAAACUGCUCGCCCAGCCAGAGAAGGAGAAGAGUGAUAUCCUGUCCCUGGAGGAGAUUCUGGCUGAGGGGACUGACCUGGCAGAGACAGCCCCGUCCCCCCUGUGUGCCAGCCGCAACAGCAAGGCCAAACUGAGGGCCCUGAGGGAGGCCAUGUAUCACAGCGCUGAGCAUGGCUACGUGGAUGUCACAAUUGAUAUCAGGAGCAUAGGCGUCCCGUGGACUCUACACACCUGGCUGGAGUCUUUGCGGAUCGCCUUCCAGCAGCACCGCAGGCCUCUCAUCCAGUGCUUGUUAAAGGAGUUUAAGACCAUUCAGGAGGAGGAGUACACGGAGGAGCUCGUGACCCAAGGCCUGCCCCUGAUGUUUGAGAUCCUGAAAGCCAGCAAGAACGAAGUGAUCAGCCAGCAGCUGUGCGUCAUCUUCACACACUGCUACGGGCCCUACCCCAUCCCCAAGCUCACGGAGAUCAAACGGAAACAGACCUCACGCUUGGAUCCUCAUUUUCUUAACAAUAAAGAAAUGUCUGAUGUUACCUUUCUGGUAGAAGGAAGACCAUUUUAUGCUCACAAAGUGCUGUUAUUUACAGCCUCUCCAAGGUUCAAAGCACUCCUCUCCAGCAAGCCAACAAAUGACAGCACCUGCAUAGAGAUCGGUUAUGUGAAAUACUCCAUCUUUCAGCUGGUUAUGCAGUAUCUCUACUACGGUGGCCCAGAGUCACUGCUCAUUAAGAACAAUGAGAUCAUGGAGCUUCUGUCUGCUGCUAAGUUUUUCCAGCUGGAGGCUUUGCAGCGACACUGUGAGAUCAUCUGUGCGAAAAGCAUCAAUACCGACAACUGUGUGGAUAUUUACAACCAUGCCAAGUUUCUUGGCGUCACGGAGCUCUCAGCAUAUUGCGAAGGCUACUUUCUCAAAAACAUGAUGGUCCUCAUUGAAAACGAAGCAUUCAAGCAGCUCCUGUAUGACAAAAAUGGUGAAGGGACCGGCCAGGAUGUGCUCCAGGACUUACAGAGGACGUUGGCCAUCAGAAUUCAGUCCAUUCACUUGUCAUCUUCCAAAGGUUCCGUGGUUUGAAAUGCCCAGUGCAGCGAAUGCUUCCCAGGAACCUUCCAGUUCUCCUGCCGCAUUGGCUUUACACAAACACAGACAAAUUCCACCUGGCACCUGUUUUUGGCUGGGCCAAGGAGCUGCCUCUACUGCUCCCACGUGUUCCUGUUGAAAAACAAAGGACUUUCCACCGGUCUGCAGAUCAGAUCAGCUGGGUCCAGAGCUUAAUGGGCAACUGGACAACCAAGUUAACCCCAACCGAAAGCACCCCUAGGACCUUUGAACACCCACUGCCGGGGACCACUGUCGAAUGAAUGGAUUGAGGCCUUUCAAAGGUCACUCAGGUUCCAGGUUGACAGUUGGAGGACUUCACCAUACCGAUCCUGAAGAGAUUGUAUUACACAUUGAGGACCUUGGUAGCUGUGCUUCAGCAAACGUCAACCAUGGUAGCAAAUUGGUGAGGCUGUGACCCAUAAUGAGGAAAUAAUUUGGCAAAUUUUUAGGGGUGGGAACUUUUUAAAAUGUUCAUUUAAAAAAAACAAAAACAAAAACAGGGCAGUCUUGUAGUUUAAAAUAUAUUUCUAAAAGCUUAACAGUUCGUUUUCAACUAAAUUGUGUUUAGGGAUCUGUGUUUUGAGAUUUUUCUUUCUUUUUUUUUUUUUUAAAUAGUAAGUCACAGGUCCACACUGUGUAAACAUGCAUCUGAUAAGAUACUGCUGAUAUUCUAAACAAGUCGAAAUAAUCUUGCCUUAGUGAUCAUGAUUACACAAAAGAGGUGCACUGCCAAUAAGUAUCUCUAAUUCAAUAGUUGAAAACAACCUGCAUGCUAAUCGUGGUUUCGGGGUGAGAAGAAAACACCCCACAUAACAUGCAUUUGCAUGGGUCCGAACCUGUGAAAUGUUACGUUUGUGCUUCAUUUUUGCCAACGUAAAAAUGUUCCAUCAUUUCUAGCUAAAACUCCAUUUGGUGAAACUAACAUAUCCAUUUCUUUUCCUAGUUAUGGAUGAUUUGGGGAUGCUUUUGCAGAAAUGUGUUCAUAGAUGAUGCUGAAUUGGGGGGAGGGGGGCAGCACGUCAGAGAAUUUACUAUUAAUCCCAGAGUUUUCUCUGUAUUCUCAGAAGAUGUUAAUAGUUUGUUACUAGCCAGAGAGUAUGACUAUGUUAGAUUAUUUUUAAAGAUGAAACAUGUAUGAUAGGAUGGAUUCUUUCUGUAUUCUGAGAGUGUACAGUAUAGGAUUAUUAUAAUGAAAGUUUAUAUCAACAGGGUUUCGUUGGCUCUGCCAUAUAUUAUAAGCAAAAGAGAUUGGUAAAGUGCCACAGUAUUCCAGAUAACUUUUCAGUUGCGGCCUUUCUUCUCGUUCUUUAAUUUGAAACCUAGAUACAUGCAGUAAAAACUAGGAGAAUGACUUUUACCCUUGGGGACGGCCAAGUUUUGUUGAUAAACCUAUUUCCUAGCAUGCCUUCAGGAAGUUGCGCCAGACCCUAGAUUGUGAAGGAGCCACUGUUCUUCUGUUGUACGAGCUCCCUGAACCAUUGUUCAGAGGACCAACGUAACAUCGCUUCAUGGGCAUGGCCCAUGGAGCAUCUGGGUGACAUCUGUCUACAGUAUUGGCUCUUCUGCGAGGCUGAUACACAAGGCCUCUCUUCCACAUGGUCAUUUGCAAACCUACCCCAGCCCCUACCAUCCAAUGUGGAAGGAAAACAAGAACUGCCUGAAGAAGAGUCCAAGCUACAUACACAGCGUGUGCAUCGCGGCUGUCACCUUCUUCCUCCCUCUUCUGUAUCCUCAGAGAUGCUGCGUGGAUGUUUCCUUAACCUCAGCUGACUUCCCUGUGAAUGUCUUAAUGCUAGUUCAGGGCCUCCAGGCAUUGAUUUGUACAGUGGCAACUCCCAAUGGGGCUUCUGUUAUCAUUUGUGUGCUUUCUCUGUCAUUAAAAGAAAUGAUUUUCCCAGGC